This is a messenger RNA of Herpailurus yagouaroundi (jaguarundi), 1032 nucleotides long. RefSeq names its product olfactory receptor 7C1-like. Gene Ontology annotation, biological process: G protein-coupled receptor signaling pathway. Gene Ontology annotation, molecular function: G protein-coupled receptor activity; olfactory receptor activity. The record is from RefSeq and is a predicted model, not a curated record. Lineage: Eukaryota; Metazoa; Chordata; Mammalia; Carnivora; Felidae. Gene Ontology annotation, cellular component: membrane. Bases 67 to 1032 code for a protein of 321 amino acids. The transcript has a single exon.
UCAAAGUGAUGGUAAUUGAAUGUUGAUUUUUUUCCCCCUCUCUUUCCUGGUAGUGGUUUCAUCCACAUGGAAUCAGGAAAUCAAACAUGUGCUUCGCAAUUUCUCCUCUUGGGAUUUUCAGCAAAGUCAGAUAGUCAAUUUGUGCUCUUUGGGCUGUUCCUGUCCAUGUACUUGGUCACGGUCACUGGGAAUCUGCUCAUUAUCCUGGUCAUCUGCUCUGACUCCCUCCUCCACACCCCCAUGUACUUCUUCCUUUCCAACCUGUCCUUGGCUGACAUCUGUUUUACCUCCACUACUGUCCCGAAGAUGCUCUGGAACAUCCAGACUCAGAGCACAAUCAUAACAUAUGAAGGCUGCCUCAGCCAGAUAUUUUUUUUCAUUGUGUUUGGAUGCCUGGACAACUUACUCCUGACCGCGAUGGCCUAUGACCGCUUUGUGGCCAUCUGUCACCCCCUGCACUACUCAAUCAUCAUGAACGGCCAGUUUUGUGGGCUGUUGGCAUUGGGAUCCUGGUGCCUCAGUAUCAUGGGUUCCCUGCUCGAGACCUUGACCCUUUUGAGGCUGUCCUUCUGCACAAACGUGGAAAUCCCACACUUCUUUUGUGAUCUUCCCGAAGUCCUGAAGCUUGCCUGUUCUGACACCUUCGUCAAUACCAUGGUGGUGUAUUCUGCAACUGGCCUUCUGGCCGUGAUUCCUUUCAACGGAAUACUUUUGUCCUACUAUCAAAUUGUUUCCUCCAUACUCAACCUUUCCUCAGCUACUGGCAAGUACAAAGCCUUUUCCACGUGUGGCUCUCACCUCUCAGUGGUCUUCUUGUUCUAUGGAACAGGUCUUGGGGUCUACCUCAGUUCUGCAGCGACUUCAUCCUCUAGGACAAGUCUGGUGGCCUCAGUGAUGUACACGAUUGUCACGCCCAUGCUGAACCCCUUCAUCUACAGUCUGAGGAACAGGGACAUGAAGGGGGCUCUAAGGAGACUACUCAGCAGGGUGGUGCCUCUCAGCAGUGGGGUCUCCGGAGGAGUCUUAUGGUAA